Podarcis raffonei (Aeolian wall lizard) is the source of this 2677-nucleotide messenger RNA. Its product is annotated as zinc finger protein 572-like. Bases 498 to 1343 code for a protein of 281 amino acids. The record is from RefSeq and is a predicted model, not a curated record. Lineage: Eukaryota; Metazoa; Chordata; Lepidosauria; Squamata; Lacertidae. The transcript is spliced from 2 exons. Gene Ontology annotation, biological process: regulation of cytokine production; negative regulation of transcription by RNA polymerase II; regulation of immune system process.
AAUUUGCUCAUCUUCUUCCUUGCAAGUUUCCGGUUUCCCUGGCACUGGAGAGGCAGAGGUCCCUUGUGAGGCUAGCCAAGGUGAGGCUUCUUUCCCAGGAGAUUAAAAGCGCUGCUGCUUCCGCUGUUUGUCUUUGGGAUCAGAGUGGGAAUAAGAAGAAUGAAGGGGAGAACGUGAUGGACCUCUUACUUAUCUCCUUUUGGCAUCUGGUAUGUCAUCCAUUUCCUGUGCAGAAGAAUAAAAGUGAAGGGCUUGAAUGAGGGUAACUCCAGCUAAGUAAACAGACAGAUCUGACUAGGGAAUAUUACUGAUCAGAACACAAUUUAAUCAUCCAUCAUACAGCAAAGUCAGCUUCAAAAUAUUUUGACUUUGAAUACAUCGUUCAGCCUGAAGCUUCAAUUUUACCCCUUGUCGAGAAACGUGCAAAGCAGGGACUCUUUAUCAUUUUUUGGGGCUCAGGAGACACAACUGGAGAAUAAACUCGCCUGCAGCAUCACAUGGGAGAGAAAUUAUUUCAAUGCCCCAAUUUUGGGGAAAGCUUCCUGGGCCGCUCAGAUCCUUUCGAACAUCAAGCCGAACUGUACAGAUGCCUGGAGUGUGGGAAAUGUUUCACUCACAGCAAGAACCUCAGCACUCAUCAGAGAAUCCACACUGGAGAAAAGCCGUACAAGUGCCCCGAAUGUGGGAAAAGGUACGGUGCCAGCUCCACUCUGAGCCGACACAGAAAAAUCCACAUGGAAGAAAAGCCCUUCAAAUGCCCUGUGUGUGAGAAGGGUUUCAGUUACAAAGCAGACCUCAUUAAACACCACCGGGUUCACACUGGGGAGAAACCGUACGUCUGUGGCGAGUGUGGGAAAAGCUUCAGUCAGAGCUCAAACUUUGUGACGCAUCAGAGAAGCCACACGGGAGAGAAACCUUACGAAUGCCCCGACUGUGGGAAAAGUUUCACUGUGAGUUCGAGCCUUAUUGAACAUCAGAGAGUCCACACGUCCGAGAAGCCUUUUUUGUGCGCGGAAUGCGGGAAAAGCUUCAACCGGAGCUCCCAUCUCAACGUGCACCAGAGAAUUCACACAGGAGAGAGGCCCUUCCAGUGCCCCGAUUGUGGGAAAGGCUUUACUAUCCUUUCCACCCUUAGUAAACACCAGAGAAUCCACACGGGAGAAAAACCGUAUAAAUGUCCCGACUGUGAGCGGAGCUUUAGGGUGAGCUCAAUUCUUACGCAGCAUAUUAGAACCCACACGGGAGAGAAACCAUAUGUUUGUCCCGACUGUGGGAGAAGCUUCAGCCAAAAAUCGCCCCUCAUCGCUCAUCAGAAACUUCACGUUCGUAAGAAAAUGCCAUAGGCGACUGCUCUGCGACAAAAAGGGGCCGUCUGCACUGUAAGUUUAAAGUGGUAUCAUACCACUUUGAAGACAGCCAUAGCUUCUCGCAAAGAAUCUUGAGAAACUGUAGUUUGUUAAGGGUGCUGUGAGUUGCUAAGGGGUGUCCGUUCCCCUCAUAAACCUACAAUUCCCAUAAUUCCCUAGGAAGAGGGAUUGACUGUUAAACCCUUCUGAGAAUUGUAGAAGAUGGGACCACAUUGCUCUGACUGGCAAAUCAUUGAGUCGUAAUUAUCAUAGCUUGGCAUAAGAAAAUGUGCUGUGAUAGGUGAUAACUUUCACUCCUGGAUAGGUUUUCUUUCUUUCUUUCCUUCUUUCUAUUAAAAAUAUCCUUCCACUUUUACUUUUUUAAAAAAUACAACCUUCCCUUUCCUCCCGAUUCAGGAAUUGAUUAUUAAACCGUUGUGACUACUGCAGUUCUGUGAGGGAAAUAAGGGUGCUCAUUGUUGCUAGGAAACCCUCAACAGACUACAGCUCCCAGAAUUCUUUGGGGGAAACCAUGACAGUGUAAAAUGGUAUCAUGGUACUUAAAACACAUGGUGUGAAUAGAAUGCCAACUCCUUUUUUAAAAAAAACCUUUUAAAAAAAUGAGCUUUAUUUAUUUAUUAAAUUUUGUGCCCUGCCCUUCCUCCUUAAGGAUCCCAGCAUGGCAAACAUCGGGUGUUAAAACAGUACAAUUUUAAAAAUAUAUAUUUUUAAAACUGCCUAGAAACAUUUAGGGCACCCAACACCAUAGUACUUCAAACAGAUUUUUUUUUAAAUGAUGAAAAUACAAGUGUUUAAAAUAUUUUAUUUACAUUUUCUCAAAAUUACCCCCCCCCCAAAAAAAAACCAGAGUCCUUUUUACUGGGGAUAAACCAGAAUGAAAGUUCCAGGUGCCAGGAAAGGUUAUUCAUGUACGCAACAAUUGCGGCCCGUGUUUUGUUAGCCCCAAAAUGGAAAGUGAGCGAGGGCAACUUAAGUUGACAGAUUUAACAUAUGGAAUAAGAGAGCAAGAAGAACAUAGUUUAAAGAAGAUUGGAAAGCAUUUAUUGAAUAUAUGGAAAAUAACUGUGUACAGCUGAAAAUGCUGGUGGCAUUAAGAUAAAUUCAACAGAGUAAAUAAUUUUUGAUGGCUGUAAAAGUGGAAAAUUGAUUUGAAAUGGUUAUAGUAAUAGUAAUAUAUGCAGGGAUGUGUGAUAUGUGAAACGAACCAUGGAAAGAGAAGAAGGGAAGUCGCUGGAUAUUUCAAAGUUAGUAAAAUGUUUAUUUGAAAUUGUAAAACAAAAAUUGUAAUAAAAAUUAUUAUUAAAAAAAUA